Phalacrocorax carbo (great cormorant) is the source of this 1419-nucleotide messenger RNA. The record is from RefSeq and is a predicted model, not a curated record. NCBI's taxonomy places the organism in Eukaryota, Metazoa, Chordata, Aves, Suliformes, Phalacrocoracidae.
CCAGGCAUCGCGGCCUCACGAAGGGAGAAGGAGGAGGGUUUUCUUUUAUUCUGUUUCCGCCCCCCCUCCUCUCCCUCUCUCUUUUCCAGCCAGUGGAGAGUGCCUGCCCCCGUGAACUGCCGGUACAGCGCCUGCGGCGACGCACACAGGCUGCCGCCGCCGCCGCCUAUAAAUACGUUAAGAGCCGGGCAGAGGGCGGACAGUGCGCGUCUCCCGCCGGGCCGGGCCGGGCCGAGGCGGCACGGACACCCGCUGCCCCGCCGAGCCUCCCGGGCGGCUCGGCCCGGUGCGCCAUGGCGUGCGUGGAGCGGUGCCGCUGCUGCGCGGAGGGCAGGCGGCACGGCAGCAUCCUCUACAGCAUCCUGAGGAGCGCGGAGCGGGCGGCGGCGCCGCCGGCGGGGCAGGGGCCGAUGUGGGGGCAGGCGACCCACGGCUGCCCGUGCAGGGCGCGGCGGCGGGUGUCCCUGAGGAGCCCGCAGGUGGCCUGCAAGGCGGCCUCGGCCGUCCUGGUGAAGACGCUGCGCUUCGUCCAGAACGUGCCCUGCUUCCAGGAGCUGCCCCUGGACGAGCAGCUCCUGCUGGUCCGCAGCUGCUGGGCGCCCCUGCUGGUGCUGGGGCUGGCGCAGGACCGGGUGCACUUCGAGACGGUGGAGAGCGCGGAGCCCAGCAUGCUGCAGAGGAUCCUCACCACCCGGCGGCUGGGCGAGCAGCCCCCGGCGCCGUGCCGGCCCCACCACGGCCCCGCCGGCGGCGGCGGCGGCGGCCCGUACCCGCCCUCGGCCGGCGAGAUUCAGGCUAUCAAGGGCUUCCUGGCCAAGUGCUGGAGCCUGGAUAUCAGCACCAAGGAGUACGCUUACCUCAAGGGGACGGUGCUCUUCAACCCGGAUCUACCUGGACUGCAGUGUACACAGUACAUUGAAGGGCUGCAGAGGGAAGCACAACAAGCUCUAAAUGAACACGUCAGACUCAUUCACAGAGGUGACGAAGCCAGAUUUGCCAAGCUGAAUGUUGUUCUAUCCUUGUUAAGAUCUAUUAAUGCUAAUGUGAUUGCCGAACUAUUCUUUAGGCCCAUCAUUGGAGCAGUGAACAUGGAUGACAUGCUUUUGGAAAUGCUUUGUGCAAAAUUAUAAAGGUGUGUAAAAUGAAGAAAAUAAAUCCAAUGCAAAGAAAGGCCUAGAGCAGAAUAGUGUAAAGUACUGUAAAUAAACUAACUUAUUGUUUUUACAUAGAUAGUAUUUUUGUAUUGCGUAAUAAAAGAUUCUUCAAGCUCUGAAAUUAAUUUUUAUUAAACACAGUGGUUUUGGAAUAAGAUUACAUCAUCAAAACAAGCUUUAAGGUUGUACAGAAUGUUCAUAUCCAAAGUCAACUGGCUAUUCUUUUACCAUGUCUCUGAAUAAAGAUCACACUUACUAUAUUGUA